UGCUUUAAAUGAAUGUGAGUAUUCUUUCAUUAAUGGGACGUUAUUUAAUAACUAAUUGCUUUGGGUUCUGUUUUGUUAUCUCCUGGUAUCUUGUACAAUAUACUGCAUAUCCUGAUUUUGUAUAUGUGUUCCUUUCUUCAACAUUUUCGUUCCAUUGAUCGAAUUUAAAAGGGGGAAAUUGAGUAUAAAAAUACUAAAUCUAAUUUAAAUAUAGAUCUCUGAUUUCGUUAUACUGCAAAUCAACGAUCUAUUUUUUAAUCAGAUUGAAUUACUAAAAUGACCUUCUACUUCUUCGUUUAAAUAUUCAAGGAGCUUAACAUUAAACAAAGAAGAUAGACUGGUCUGAAUGUUUGAGAAUUCCGAGUACACAUCACAGAAUGUCUGAUAAAGCAUGACUUUCAAUAAGUCGAUAAAAAAAAUACAAUCCUGGUACUAGUAUCUAUGAUGAAUUUCCCGAGGGUAUCACCAACCCAGUAGUCAGCACUUAUGUGUUGACAUGAGUUAUCAUUGAUAUGUCCAUAAUUAUAAAUUAACUGUUAACAAAAGUUUGAAUUUUUGAAAUACUAAGGCUUUUCUAUCUCAGGAAUAUAUUGCCUUAGCUGUAUUUGGCAAAACUUUUAAGAAUUUUUGGUCCAUUAAUGCUCUUCAACUUCUUACUUUAUCUAUUUUGUAACAUUUUUUAUUCGAGUGUCACUGAUGAGUCUUUUGUAGACAAAACGCGCGUCUGUCAUAAAAAAAAUGCAAUCUAGGUAUCUAUGAUGAGUUAAUUCAAAUAACUACCCCUAAAAGAGAUGAAGAAGGUUUUUAAAACUUAUAAAAUACUAAGCUCUCUAUUCAUAGAUCUCACCCCGUUUCGACGUAUGUGGUUGUGUCUUGAUACAAAUCACAAAGAAAAUAAAAAAAACGUACUCGUUAAAUGGACCUUAUUCAUUAUAGACCCCAUUCACUCUUGAGGACUUUGGAUUCACACAAAAAAUAAUUUGAAAUAUAUGUUGCAGCAUAUACUGUAUAUCCAUUCCCGUUCGGGAUGAAAAUUUCAGGAACUCAAUUUUCGGCUCUCCCUUGACACCAUUUGCGAGUAUGGUCUUGAGGAAACGAUGAUAGUCCGUCGGAAGGGGACGAUAAAUGGCUGACCCGUGUUAAGAGAGAGCCAUAUCUCUUGCACGUUAAAGACACCCUUGUAGAUUUCGAAAAAGAGUAGGCUAAUGCCGCUACAAGGCAGCACUCGUACCCGCAAAGUGGAAAGGGAUUAAUGUAAGUUGCAAAACUUGUUUCCCAAUCCACUAUAAAUAAAUAUGUUUAAACUAAUCUAAACUACUGUAUAUCCAAUUGACAAUGACGUUGUUUAUUUGUUUGCGAGCCAUGAUUUCAAUGUUGCUCAACUUUACGAUCUAAUGAAAGACCAAAUAUCAAUUCAUACAAAAUUGAAUCAUAAAACAGUUACAAAUGACAUAGCUGAAAAUAUGUUAGACCAUUUUUACCCAUAAUCGCAAUUGCAAAUAAAAAAAUAUCAUGGUUCACUUAAAAUCAAACCUCUCAGACACACCAGAACACGGGAGCGCUGAGAGUUUUGAUUAGAAUCAGACUGACUUUACUUUAAAAACGAACUCAAUAUUUAUAGAACAAUAACUCAUGUUUUGAAAAAUGAUUUAUACAAGAAACCGUAUUUUUUUUCAAAUACCACACCUGGAAAGUGGAAGAUAUAAUAUAAUAUAUAUAUAGGAUAAAACAUAUUUGGUUUAGGUAGACGCUGCUGUAAACUUGAUGUAAACUAGUCGAUGGUUUUAAUGACCAAAUUGACACAUAAGUAUCUAAAUUAAGGUAGAUAGGGUGUCUUCCUCCAUCUUGGAUUUUGAAAUACCAGAGAACAAGGUAUAGAUCUUUGAUAAAAUGUACAAAUUCUGAGAUAAGUAGGCAAUUCAUUUGUGAGAUUUUAUAUUAUGAUAUAGAAAAUGCCAUGUUUUAUCAUAUUUAUGGUUGUAUAUCACAUAAAAACGAAUACUUUUGUUUGAUUCAAUGUUUUCAAACUUUGCCUAAUGAGGGGAAACAACUCAAAUACAAGAGCAGACAAUUCAGAUAGUGUUACUUUUACAAUAGAAUGUGUUUGGAAUUUACCCAUUUUACUAUGAAGCAAGAAAACGAGUCCGGUGACCCCGUUUUUUCUUUUUCUUAUCUGAAGGCUUAAUAUUGGAGCUAUCUUCUCAAAUGGUAUCUCAAAAUUCUAUGGUGUAGUUUUCGUUGUAUGGCGUAAAAUUAUGCUUUCCAUGCAUAAUCUACACACAAUCUGACAAUUUUGCACAACCUGAAGUGUGAAGAUAAGUACCGUGACACAUUCUUUUUAUUAAUGUUAUAAACAAGCAAAAUAUAAACUACAUUUUGGCAAAUUAUUAAAAAAUUAUAUGGAUUAUAAUCUUGACACCCCAUCUACCUUAAAGGAAUACAACAGAAUCAUUACUAAGUUCAGAAUGAUUAAAAUAAAAGCUAUUUUUUUAUACUUCCACAAAAAAAAUAUUUCCUUGUCCAUCGUCUUAUUUCCGUAUUGGUAUAUAUGCAGGACAUGCAUUAGGGAAAAAAAUCAUUAUUUAAUAUUUUGUCAUCUUUCUUUCGAUCUUGAAAUUAUUUUUCCUUAAUUUAUAAUAGUUCAUCUAUAAGGAAGAGAUUGACAACUUCGAUAAUGGAAGAAAGUGACACCUGCCCAAUAUGUCUUGAGAGAUUUACAUCUCCAAAGAUUUUAGACUGUAGACACACAUUUUGCUUCAGAUGUUUAAAAGCUUAUUCCGAUGAGAUUGGACCAAAGCUGAACACUUUAUCUUGUCCUCUAUGUCGCACAGAGUGCAAAAUACCAAAUGACGGACUUGAUCGUUUAGUGACAAACUAUUUUGUGAGUGUUUCCGAAGCAGAUAAAUAUUGCAUGAAUUGUCAAAAGCAACUGAAAGAUUCUGUAAGUUGCAAGGAUUGUGGUUUGUCUUUAUGUGGGGUUUGUUCUGAAAAACAUUCCCAUUCUCCAACCAUCAAAGAUAACAACAAUGGCAGUGAAAUGAGUGAAGCCAGAAUAAAUUUCCACGCAUCAUUUUUAAGACGAUUAGGGAAUUUAAAAACAGUAAAUUUUUAUAAGCUGGACACACAUUUUGUUGUUGAAUCACUACCAGAAAACGACUGUCGUAUCAUACAUUCAAUACGACUUGCUUCUUCUGGAAGUAUUUUAGUAGUACCUUCUGGUGUUCCAUUCAUAUUACUUAUGAAUCAAUAUGGGGAAACAGUAGAUAAAAUUCAUACACCACAUCAGUGCAAAGGGAUAUGUGAACUAAACACAGGUGAUUUAUUGGGGACUUUUCCUCUUAAUCGAAUUAUACUUUCCUACAAAUUCGGUAAUUGGUCUACAUUCGUUGAUUGUCCCGAUUUUCUACCCGUUGAUAUAGUUCAGUUAUCAAAUGGAAAUAUACUUACGUGUGGUAAGAAGGUGGAUAUGUCUUUUAUAAGAUCCGGACAGGGAUGUUUACAACUAUAUUCUAGUUUCGGAGAACUUCUUCAAACUCUUGACAGUCAGUUUGGAAUGUUUGAUUUUCCACAUAAAAUUGCAUAUGAUAAGAAGCAUGACGUAAUCGCAAUUGCAGAUAUGGAAAACAAUACCGUUACAAUUGUACAUGAUAAUGAUGGACGGUAUGCAGUAUAUAAGGGUGGUAACAAAACAAUUGAGCAAAUAUCGGGAUCUUCAAUUCUAAUAGAACGGCAGAUAUGUUUUCAUGCUUCAGGGAUUUGUUCUAGCUCUGACGGUAAUUUUAUUAGUAGUACACCUGAAGGCCACCUUCAUAUAAUUAACAAAUUUGGUGAAUUAGUUGCAUUAGGUAUAACAGAUUGCGAGGAUAAAUUUGGAAGAGUAGUGCCAGGUAUAGUAAUAGAUGAUAAUGGAAUCGUAUGGUGCAGUGAUUCUCUUUAUGGCACUAUCAAAACGUUUAAGUUGGAAAGGUUUGGGAAUAAUUUAGGCAACUGAUAUGCUUGUGAUUACAAAUCGUUUGAACUUUAAUUAUAUAUUCCUUACAUUUUUACAAUCUGAUUUAUGUGUCUCAUUUGUUAAUCUUCAAUUUCAAUGUUAUAGGCUAUGUUUUACGUUGAGUCACUCGUGCUGAAAUAGACUAUAGCAUAUUUUUAAGUUGCUAAAUUUGUGAAAUUCAUAAUCUUAUUUAAAUAAAAAUUAUAUGAGGAUUAAUACUCAGUUUAAUAAUUCAAAAAAACUAAUAAAGGAAACUAUUAUUGUGAGAAGAACGAAACUGUAUGUAUCCGAUAUAUUAAUACAAUUGUGUCCUUAUUUGGUUUUGUUUUCAUAAAAUGAAUUGGCAUAUGACAAUUUUAACACCUUAAAAAAUAUAUGCCUACGACAUUUGCAAUCCAAAUAAUAUAUGAAUGUGAGGACCAGUUUGCAAACCUGUAGCUGAACUUGAUCUUUAAAACAACCAAACAACAUCACUGAGACAUGUUGCAUUCAAACAGAUUAAGAGUUUAGUUUUAUUAUAUCAUUACUUUCAGACUGUAUAUUGUUACUUUGCAUUAAAGUAUUGUCACAUAUAACUUGUUAUGUUUACAACAGUAAAAAUCUUUCACAUAAAAG
This is a messenger RNA of Mytilus trossulus (common blue mussel), 4606 nucleotides long. RefSeq lists its product as uncharacterized. The transcript is spliced from 2 exons. The record is from RefSeq and is a predicted model, not a curated record. NCBI's taxonomy places the organism in Eukaryota, Metazoa, Mollusca, Bivalvia, Mytilida, Mytilidae. Bases 2675 to 3991 code for a protein of 438 amino acids.